Brettanomyces bruxellensis is the source of this 2079-nucleotide messenger RNA. RefSeq lists its product as uncharacterized. Gene Ontology annotation, biological process: DNA-templated transcription; regulation of DNA-templated transcription. The transcript has a single exon. NCBI's taxonomy places the organism in Eukaryota, Fungi, Ascomycota, Pichiomycetes, Pichiales, Pichiaceae. The coding region runs from base 1 to 2079 and encodes 692 amino acids. The record is from RefSeq and is a predicted model, not a curated record. Gene Ontology annotation, molecular function: DNA-binding transcription factor activity, RNA polymerase II-specific; zinc ion binding; DNA binding.
AUGGGGUCAAAAGCUCACAAAAAGAGAAGAAGGAUCAGUUCGAGAGCUUGCGUGAAUUGCCGGGCCAAGAAGAUAAAAUGUGAUUGCGAAAAACGAUUUCCGUGCACUCACUGCAAGAACAACUCGAAGCAGUGCAUUCUUGUUGAGGAUAAGCGAGCGUACAGACAGACUUCAGAUUAUAUACAGUCUUUGGAAAAGCGUGUGAAAGAUUAUGAGGAUGAGAUUGCAAGACUCAAGCAGUCGGGCGAUCCCAAACACGAUUCAGUGGUAAACCAGAGGCGUAAAUUACGAAAUGGUGGCAAGAAAUCCGGUGGGAAAAGCAGCAUUGCAGGAGAUUUGACGCCAGAAUCUUCCAAUGAUAACAGUUUAACGAGUGAUAGUGUGAACGAGCCGGAAGUUCUGCCUAUAACAGAGCACCGGAUUGUGACCGAGAAUUCUUACAAGUACCCAUGGCCAAGAGCGUUUGGCAGUAAGUUCAACACGGAGCCUGUUUCCGUUUACGGCCCAACAAGUGUGUUUGACUGUAUUCCGGUAAAGUUCAACAGGGCAGAUUCGAAUGGAGAAGACAAGGCACUGGAACUUGGCCAGCUGAACAAGGAUGUGCGGAUUAUCACGUGCAUCAAACUCUUUUUCAACUGGUUAUAUCCGGAUUUGCACAUGUUUAUUCACCGAGAAGCGUUUCUUUUGGACUUCUUCCAUCCGAAAGAGGACGACAUGUGUUCUUCAUACUGCUCAAAGGAGCUCGUAUACGCCGUGGCUGCAAUUGGUGCAUCCGUUUCGGCAAACGGGGAGAUAUCAGGCCAGUCGUACAACUUUUAUAGAAUGGCACUUUCAGGUUUGCUGGUUGACUUCGAGCAUCCGUCUAUCCCAGCAAUGCAGGCGUUUGAUCUUUUGGGUCUCUACGAUAUUUAUAACGGUAGAAAUAACUCGGGGUGGAUUUUAACUGGGAUGGGUCUUCGAAUGGGGUUUAAUCUAGGGUAUCAGCUCAACCCGAAAAGCUGGAAAGUGUCCGGCACUAAAAAUAAUGUGAGCGACCUCACUAUCAGCAUCAGAAGCAGGAUCUUCUGGGGCUCCUUUGUGCUGGAUCAUUUUGUUUCGUUGCUUUUGGGAAGACCUGCCUUAUUACAGAUAAGUGAUACUACAAUCCAAGAAUCAGAAGCCACCCCUGACAUCGACUGGAUAGACGAGUACACGUUUCCAGGAUACUCCAAGGUGAUCGACAUCUCUACACCCCUCCGAAGCAUCGUGCGUCUUUUGGUCUUGGCCGACGAUGUUCUUCACAAGAUUUUUUUCACCGUUGGCCAAAGAGUCAAUCUUUUGCAAGAAAGCAACGAUAAAAUUGCCGGCUGGCGUGAUAGUCUACCCGAUUCACUUGUAUGGGACUCUGUAUCUCUCCGAACGAGGGCCACUGACCCAACUAGGAUGCUGCACAUCUACUAUUACUACAUUGUGCAAUUGUGCCUCAAUAGGCCGUUUGUCAAAGUGGACAACACCUGCUCAUCUGAAGUGUGCGAUAAUGCAAUUGCAGACUUGUAUGUUGCCAUAAAAGCAUUCACUGGCACCCAUGGGUAUCAUAAAUGCUCCGUCGUGAUCAUAUAUGCUUGUAUCAUCUCGGUAUCUGUCAUCCUACUUUCUGCGUCGAAGAAGAGUGAUGAAAACAGCAACGAUGAAAGCAGCAUGCUUCUUCUCUGCCUUUCAGAUGCACAGAAGGAGCAUUUUUUCACCUUCAUGGACACACUUCAUCGUCUUUCCAAAACGUGGAAUCUCAGCCUGAAAUCUUACGAAAUGAUCUCUCACAAGCUAUCAAAGGACUACGGACUGAAUUUCGACCAGCAGUACAAGAUUUACCAGCAUGAAAGCAGAAAUAGCAGCUCUUCGUCCAGUCUUGCCACGCCUGAAAGUGGUGAAGUAAACCAUAAUGGUGUUUUUACUGAUUAUCAGGAUUCUACAAGUAUAGAUUACACUGAGCUUCUAUACAAUAGCUUUGGUGGUCCUCCUUUGCUCAUGAACCCUGGCAUUGCAUCUACUGACUGGGAGUCGCUCUUUCCUGAUCUUUUUGGCCCGGAUGAGUUCGGUUGA